AUGUUCGGUGGCGUACCAGUACACGGGAUCGGCUCGAGGUCUUUGUCCGGAUGGUCGACGUUGUCCUCGUCCUCUUCUUUAACGUAUUACUACAUCCAUGCCCCGCGCAGUACCCGCAGAUGUUCGAACACACCAUCUUGUGCCUUCUGCACGAACAUUUUUUGGAUUCACACCCUUGUGUGCAGUUACAAGAAACCAUUUCGAGAAGGCGGUCUGGAGCCGGCUUACUUCGGUGGGUCACUGGGCUUAGGAGACUUAUCAAAUCCAGAACUCAGGAUAUUGACCGAUCAACUAGAAAAAAUAAGAUAUGGAGGUGAUGAAGUGGAAGUGAAACGUUUAUCGGUAAGGGGCCUUCUACCUGAAACGGACUAUUACAUGACAUACGACGGAUCAACGACGAUGCCAGCGUGUCAUGAAACUGUCACGUGGAUGAUCCUCAAUAAGCCGAUUUACAUCACAAAGCAACAGCUUACGCCCCAACUCGCUGUUGACACUCUUAAUUCGAUUAUAUCAUUAGCCGUCAAGGGAGUGCAUACGAAAUUAGCCACUUAA
Molecule: messenger RNA, 552 nt
Organism: Phaedon cochleariae (mustard beetle)
Lineage: Eukaryota; Metazoa; Arthropoda; Insecta; Coleoptera; Chrysomelidae
Source: the annotation of a GenBank genome assembly